GGACACGGAGGGCGUGUUCGUUGAAGGGCAUUGCUUUAGCAAAUAAUCAGAAUUGUGUAGUAAGUUAUUUGACUUGUCGGUCCUAAAACCUGCGUUAUUAUAGCAAGGUUUUUAUUUACGUUCUUAAUAACGUAAUCUGUUAUUGGUAACGUGUUUACUUACUGUUUUCAGACACGACGUAGCUGAAGUGCAUAGUGCUGAGUGCAGUGCUGAUGUGAUGCUGGAGAAACAGGUUGUGGUGAACUGACCCCUCCCCCCAUGGCUGUUAGCACUAUGGACACGGAGUCAGCCCGGACACCUCAGUCACAGGCCGCCCUGACUAAAGGAGGCAGCGCUCGGCUACCUCCUGGGGCUCUCAGUGCAAGGCUGGGGUCAGAUGGGAGGCACUAUUUCUGUGGCUCUGUUGCGGCUCUUACUAAUAUUUGUGUGACUUUCCCAUUGCAAAAGAUUCUGUUCCGCCAGCAGCUGCAUGGUGUGAUGAUGACUGAGGCGGCACGGCAGAUCCGGAGGGAUGGCCUGAGCAAUCUGUACCGUGGCCUAUUGCCCCCUCUGCUCCAGAAAAGCUUCACAGUGGGCAUGAUGUUUGGCCUUUAUGAGGACUUCUCUAGAGUCUUACUAAACCAGUUUAUUGGUAGCGGUGUCCCAGACCUUGUCACUCGAAGCUUUGCCGCAGCUUUGGCAGGAACUGCUGAAGCUGUCCUGACACCAUUUGAGCGUGUGCAGACACUUCUACAAGAUCAUCGGCACCAACAGCGCUUUAACAACACACUCCACACCUUCCGGACACUUAAAGCUGAGUAUGGUAUGAGAGAGUGGUACCGUGGCCUUGUACCCAUACUCCUCCGUAACGGUCCAAGCAAUGUGCUCUUCUUCGGUCUCCGUGGUCCCAUAAAGGAGCAUCUUCCAGAAGCUAAGAGCUGGGAGGGUCACUUGGUAAACGAUUUUGUAUGCGGAGGGGUGUUGGGUGCCUUCCUUGGCAUUAUGUUUUAUCCCUUAAAUGUGGUAAAAUCUCGCACUCAGUCUCAGGUUGGUGGACCUUUCCAGCCAUGGAGGCAGGUGCUGCUAACAGUGUGGAGAGAGAGAGGCGGCAGUGUACCUAAGCUUUUCCGAGGAGCCCAUCUCAACUACCACCGUUCACUGCUCUCCUGGGGGAUCAUUAAUGCCACCUAUGAGUACCUGCUGAAGUUAAUUUGAGCAGGGGAUAGAGGAGAAACAAUACAAAUGUAAAGAGAAAGUAUUUAAAGGGAAAAGGCCUGUAUGAUGAGCUAGAGCCAGUUUAUUAAAAUGAAAUGUUGGUUUGUGGGAAAUAACGAGAGAGAGAGAGCGAGCAGCGAAGUUGCACUACUGAUGGGGCCAACAAUCAGUGUGAGAUAACCUGCCAUUGUGACUAUUAACUGUUGUCAAAAUCUUAAAACUAGAUACACUUUAGCCUAUAAAAAGCUUGGUUGAUUUGCCCUUGUUUGCUCCUAUAAUAUUUGUGGAGCAAAUUGAGCUCCAGUACUUUUUUUUUUUCCCCCAAAGUCUCAAGUAGAGAAGCUUGACUGGAUUAAGUGUUUUGCAGGAGAAACUGUUUCAUUGUAUGUGCUGUGGUGCUUUGUAGCCAGUAUCUACUUGUUUGUUUGGCUACUUCCGUUGUGAAGAUGUUUUCUGCCACUUACCACUUUUGUGCAUUUGACCACUGAAAUGCCCUAAAAAUGUUGUCAAAAAAAGUAAUAAACUUGACGGCUGGCCAUUUUUUUUCUGUUUAAUGCUCCAUUUCCACUUCUUCCACUGCUUUAUAUAUAUAUUGAUGAGAUCAAAAACAACAAUGGCUCUGACGUGUAUCUCCUAUCACACGAUUCAUCAGUCACCAAAUCAGAUACUGAUAUGUUUUGUCUUUCAUCGUUUAUCUUGAAUUCACUCUAAAGUGGUGUUGGCAAAAUAUCUUCUUUUGAGCUUUGACAGGUGCCCAUUGAUGUACAUAUCAGUAAAAAUGUACAGUAACACCCAGAUGACUUGUCUUUUUUUAUAAUGGAACUAUGAAAAGAUAUUUAAUCUAAAUCCUGUUUUAAAAAACAGAAAAUGUUUAAGAUUUUUAACAAAUCUUUGGAGUUUCAAAUAAGCUUUUUUCGUUUAUUAUUUCAUUAUGAACUGUUCAUAGACUAUAAAACAAAGUUCACCCCAAGGUUUUUUUCGUUUGUAUGAACCUCUCUGUCAUUUGUAUCAUAAAUAUAUCCAUGUCCUGCUCACUCUUUUAUAGCUCUCCUCACGCUUGCGCUCCUCGCUGUCUGUAACAUCUGUUGACAUAAUGGGCUCAGAUUUCAAGCUUGAGUAGAUGCAGUCACCAUUCAGCAGCUAUUGCUGGCCAUGAUGGUCUGAAGAGGGAAGGCACACUGCUCUCACUGAGCUGACACUUGGAGUGAGACUGAACAGUAAUGGUGCUGAGAGAAGACGGGCAGAGGGUAAUGUUCAGUGGCACAAAAAGCUCAAGCUGCCAUGUAAGUGGAUGACUUGGCCUAUUUCUUGAACUCUUCACUUGGAUAGCCCACAGUACCCUGUGUUUGAUCUGGGCUUUUCAGGAUUUUCUUUACGUUUCCUUUUUAUUUUUUAGGAGAAGAUGGACUUUGGAUUUAAUUGGAUUUUGGAAACUGGGGCACCCUUGCUGAUAUCAAACGAUGGUCUUUGUAAUCACCAUUUACCCUAAGGCACAAGUCACCAAAUCACAAAGUGUUGAAUUAAUAAAAGCAAGUCAUUGUAAUGUUGACAGUACAUUAAAAAGUUAACAAUGA
Sphaeramia orbicularis (orbiculate cardinalfish) is the source of this 2768-nucleotide messenger RNA. It is a transcript of the gene slc25a51b, whose product is annotated as solute carrier family 25 member 51b. Gene Ontology annotation, cellular component: mitochondrion. The transcript has 2 exons. NCBI's taxonomy places the organism in Eukaryota, Metazoa, Chordata, Actinopteri, Kurtiformes, Apogonidae. The record is from RefSeq and is a predicted model, not a curated record. Gene Ontology annotation, biological process: mitochondrial NAD transmembrane transport. The coding region runs from base 259 to 1194 and encodes 311 amino acids. Gene Ontology annotation, molecular function: NAD transmembrane transporter activity.